AUGUCAGAACCUAAAGACUUUGUUAGAGGACGUUCAGUGUCAUCAUCCUCCACUUCCACGAAACCCUACAACAACAAGAGAUCAUUCGAUGAUUCAAACAACAAGAGUUCAAGAGGUCGUGGUGGUGGUGCGCCACACAAGAUGCAGAGAUACUCCUCACAGCAGCCAAGGACAAAUAAGAACUAUGGCGCCGUGAAGAAGGAGAAGAAUGAUGAUGGCAAGGUCAAGAAAGAGAAGAAGAAGAGCGAGCAGGAUGAUGUUGAUAUGCCAGACGAUGAAAGUGAUGCUGAUGAUGCACAGGAUGACGACAACGACAUCAUGGGUGACGAUGACAAUCUGUUGCCGGACGACUAUCGUCUGCUGAAACAGAAGAAGUCAAAGAUGUUCUCUUCUGGCUCCACUGCCACCUCUGCCGACGGCGACAACGAAGACAACGAAGAGACCGAGGGCAAACCCGGCCAAAAGCCAACACUCAAACUCUCCAAGAAGCAAGAGAUGGAUGCCAAGAAGAUGCUUCCCUUCAUCAAGACCAAGCUCAAUCGAUUUGCUCAACGUCUGAUGUUGAAGGACUUCUACACAGGAAUGGUCGUGUUGGGUAGCUUUGAGAGUAUCUCCAACAUGGAUUUGACGUUCAGCUUGCCGUUUGGAGCCAAAGGCUUCGUCAAGUUCAAUGAGAUAUCGGACGAGUUCACAAAGAUUCAAGAGGCAAUCAUGAAGGACGAUAAGAACUAUCGUUCAAACUUUGCAAAGUUUGACGCAAUCUCUGAGCGCAUCAAGGCCAUGUUCAUGGUGGGCCAGAUGAUCAAGAUCGGUGUGAUUGGUCUGACUGAUCACGCCACCUCACCCGGUCUGCAUUGUACAUUAAGACCGGAGAUCGUCAACGUUGGCUCGAGCACGGCCACCUUUGCCGAGGGCAUGACCAUCUACGGCUCGGUCAAGUCCGUCGAGGACAAGGGAUACGUCAUUUCGUUUGGCAAGGACGUCUCGGCCACAGGCUUCCUCGAGCGCAGCAACACAAGAUACUACUGGCCAGUGCAGGGCGUCAGCUUCAACGAGCAGGAGUGCCGUCUGUCGGUUGGACAGCCGGUGGAAGCCGUCAUCACCAGCAUCGAUGAGAGCACCAACGUGUUCAAACUCAACGCCAGUCACCCACUGUUGACAAGAUCCACCGUGGACAACAGCAACGUCAUCACAAUGGACUCGAUCAAGGCCGGUAUGAUGGUGGACACCAAGGUCUUGAGGGUCUACCCCAACGGUCUGACCGUCACCUUCCUGGACUACUUUGCCGGUGACAUCUUCAUGCUUCAUCUGGAGAAGCCACUUGCCGACUACAAAGAGUCAAUGAAUCUCAAGGCACGUGUAUUAUAUGUGGACCAGAUUGAGAAGAGGAUUGGCCUGUCAUGUCAGUCACAUGUGUUGGGUCUCAAGCCAUACCCAUUCGGCCACGUCAAGGUCGGAGACAUUAUCAAAGCUAAGGACACAGUAGUCGAGCGUGUUGAUCAACUGGAGAUGGUGAUCUCACUACAGACAUCCGAUCAGAAGAAGAUUAAAGCCUAUAUGCACACACAGCAGGGCGACGACAUCACCAACCUGAAGAGCAGAUACCAGGUUGGCAACACUCUGGCAAACGAUUGCCGUGUGAAGCAUAUCGAUCACGUCGAUGGCAUGCUCACCGUCACCACCAAGAAGGGCGAGUUGUCCAAGGGCCUCUUCUCCUACUUUGACAUUACACCAGCCAUGAUAUUAAGUGGCACAAUCAAGAUUAUAAGAAAGGACUCGAUUGAGGUCAUUGUUGGACCUUCAAUAUAUGGAGUGGUGCCAUUGCACAACAUUGGAGAGACUAUACUCUCUGACCCCAAUAAGAAGUUCAAGGUUGGACAGACGGUCAAGUGCCGUGUGUUGGCCUGCCAGCCACAACAGCGUCGUCUGCAGCUCACACUCAAGAACUCACUGAUCCAGUCCACUCUGCCACCAUUCACCCAAUACGACAUGAUUAAGCGAGGCGAUAUCUCGCAUGGCUACAUCACCAACAUCAGAGACAACAACAUCGUCUUUGUAUCGUUCUACGAGAAGUGCUUUGGCAUCAUCCAGAAGAGGAAUCUGUCCAGGUCACCCGUCAGCUUGAUAGAGAACAGCUUCAGAAUUGGUCAGGUGGUCACUGCACGUGUCCUUGGAAUGAACAAGGUAUCACUCGAUCUCACCCUGGUACUCGACGAUCCAGUGUUUGAUGACCUGCAGAUCAAGGAGGAGCCAGUUGAGGAGGAGAACACAGUCGAUGUCAAGGAGGAGAAGGAGGAUAGCGAAGACGAUGACGAAGAGGAAGAAGAUAUAGAAAUCAAAGAAGAGUCAAGUGAUAGCGAAGAGGCUGAGGUCAAAGAAGAGUCAAGCGAUAGUGACGACGAGGUUGAAGUCAAGCAAGAGUCAUCAUCAGAGGAGGAGGAAGAGGAAAAGGUCGUCGCCAAGUCACCUGCUGGAAGAGGCAGAGGCGGAGCAAGAGGAGGAAGAGGAGGCAGAGGCAAGCCACUUCCAUCCAAGAGCAAAUAA
Molecule: messenger RNA, 2544 nt
Organism: Acytostelium subglobosum LB1
Lineage: Eukaryota; Evosea; Eumycetozoa; Acytosteliales; Acytosteliaceae
Exons: 4
Coding region: 1-2544 (847 amino acids)
Biological process (GO): rRNA processing
Cellular component (GO): nucleolus; small-subunit processome
Molecular function (GO): RNA binding
Source: RefSeq, a predicted model, not a curated record